Messenger RNA from Fusarium venenatum, 264 nucleotides. RefSeq lists its product as uncharacterized. The record is from RefSeq and is a predicted model, not a curated record. NCBI's taxonomy places the organism in Eukaryota, Fungi, Ascomycota, Sordariomycetes, Hypocreales, Nectriaceae.
AUGAAGUUCACUAUUGUCAUCACCUCUGCUGCCCUCCUCCUAGCCCCAGCUGUCAAUGCUUGGACUAAGGAUGCCGCCGGUGUCUGGGUCGCCAACAACACCUUUUACACGAUCAGAGGAUCUACUGUUCACGAGUCAUGCACUACCAUGAACACCGAGAAUGUCCAUGCCCACGGCGACUAUUGCGCUUACUGGAUUAACGGCAUUGGUCAGAAGUACAAAGGACACUGCAAGAAAACUGGUAACUCUGUUCUCUGUAUUUGA